Molecule: messenger RNA, 558 nt
Organism: Penicillium diatomitis
Lineage: Eukaryota; Fungi; Ascomycota; Eurotiomycetes; Eurotiales; Aspergillaceae
Product: polyadenylate-binding protein
Exons: 4
Coding region: 1-558 (185 amino acids)
Molecular function (GO): RNA binding
Source: RefSeq, a predicted model, not a curated record
AUGUCUGCAGAACACACAGAAUUGAAGGAUGAGCAGCUGCCUCCCCGCGACGAGGGAUUGGACGACGAGGAGGAGAUCGCCGCCAUGAAGCGACGUGUUGCGGAGAUGGAAUCCGAGGCUGCCAAGCUACGCGACAUGCAGGAGACGCUGGAGCAGCAGGCCGAGGGCCUUCAAGAGAACAAGGAAGAUAUCGAUGCGCGGAGUAUAUUCGUCGGCAAUGUCGACUACGGCGCUUCACCCGAGGAGAUUCAGGCACACUUCCAGAGCUGCGGGUCAAUCAAUCGCGUGACCAUCCUUUUGGACAAAUUCACGGGUCAGCCGAAGGGCUAUGCCUACGUCGAGUUUGCGGAGCCCAGUCUUGUGGCCCAGGCUCUGGUUCUCAAUGAGAGUGUCUUCCGUGGCCGGAACUUGAAGGUGACUCCCAAGCGCACCAACCUUCCGGGCAUGACUCGCGGGCGUGGACGAGGUGGAUUCCGCGGUGGCCGUGGACGUGGUGGUUUCCGAGGAAGCUACCGAGGUGGAUAUCGGGGUCGGGGUCGUGGCUUCGCGCCAUACUAA